This is a messenger RNA of Vitrella brassicaformis, 2206 nucleotides long. The record is from the annotation of a GenBank genome assembly. NCBI's taxonomy places the organism in Eukaryota, Vitrellaceae.
GAGAGCGAGAGCGUCAAGGAGGAGCUGUGCUCUUAGUGUCAGCAUGGCGGCGUCGCAGGUACAUAGGCGGGAAGGGCAAGAAACAGCAAGAUCUGUGUUGGGGUGGACGGAGGGAGGCGAACAGAGCGGCGGGCACGUUCCGUCGUGUGUGGCAUGGCACUGUGUGUGUGUGUCUGUCUGUCGCGUCACAUCCGGGUUGAUUCUUGUGUGGUGUCUGUCCUGGUGUGUGUCACGCAGGUGUCGAAGAAGCGCAAGUUUGUGGCUGACGGCGUGUUCUAUGCCGAGCUGAAUGAGUUCCUCACUCGUAUGCUCGCCGAGGACGGAUACUCGGGGGUGGAGGUCCGAGUCACGCCCAUCAGGUACGGCCGUCACAACACUCUCCCACGAACACCACCACACACGACACAGGGCGGACGGGCGACACGACAGGCUGGCCAUUCCCGCGUGUGUGUGAGAGUGUGUGUGUGUGUGUGUGUGUGUGUUUCAGGACUGAGAUCAUCAUCCGCGCCACCCGCACUCGUGAGGUGCUGGGCGAGAAGGGCAGACGAAUCCGCGAACUGACCUCCAUGGUGGGCCAGCAAGCUUUUUAACACAACACACACUCCCACUCCCACAGCAGGCAGACAGAGGUCAUGCAUCUAUAUGUAUCUCUCUCUCUCUCUCUCUCUCUGUGUGUGUGUGUGUGUGUGUGCAGGUCCAGAAGCGCUUCAACUUCCCGGAGAAUUCGGUGGAGCUCUUCGCCGAGCGCGUCGACAACAGAGCCCUCUGCGCAAUGGUACCACACCCUCGGAGCCCACACACAACAUGCAGUGCAGGGCAGUGCGUGACACGAGUGCACCACACAAUGGUGUGUCAUUCACUGGUAUAUGUUGCAGGCUCAGGCCGAGUCGCUCCGCUACAAGCUGCUGGGCGGUCUGGCCGUCCGCCGAGCCUGCUACGGCGUCCUCCGCUACAUCAUGGAGAACGGCGCCAAGGGCUGCGAGGUCGUCGUCAGCGGCAAACUGAGGGCUCAGCGAGCCAAGAGCAUGAAGUUCAGAGACGGGUAACUAAGGUCAAUAAGUCAGUCCAACAAACCCACCGACCAGAACGCAAUGCCUCCUGGGUGGCCUGGCAGGUACAUGUUGGCGACCGGGGAGCCGUCCCGCGAGUACAUCGACACUGCGGUGCGCUCGGUGCUGAUGCGCCAGGGCAUCCUGGGCAUCAAGGUCAAGAUCAUGCUGCCGCACGACCCCGAGGGCAAGCAGGGACCCAAGACACCGGUGCCAGACAAGAUCGAAGUCCAGGAGGUAAGUCAAGCGAAGCGCACACGGCCACAGACCAGACCCACUCACAUCACAGGGAGAGAGGGAGGGAGGGAGGGAGGGAGGUAAAGAGGGGGGUAGUGAUGAGUGGCGUCGCCCCAGUCUGAGGUGCACCUCUGACGACACACACGCCAGAUAGCCAAACCCCAUUUUCUGAACACCCUCCCUCAUCACCCCAUCCAUCCAUCCAUCCAUUCACACAUGCACUCACUGCACAUGUGUCCGUCCGUUAUCCGUCAUCACACCAACCAUGGAUCCCUCUCUGGUGUCUCUGUCUCUCUCUGUGUGCCUGUGGUGUGUGUGCAGCCGAAGACCGACGUGGCGCCCAAGAUGGUGCCCCCCCAUGCGGAGGGUGGGAUGGCUGCCGUGACGGGAGGGAUGGCCCCUGGCGUGGCGCAGCCCGACAUGGCCAUGGGAGUGCCGCCCUCAGUGCAGGACACCUUCACCGACAAGGCCUCCGUCGCACCCAUGGGAUCCACCUACUGAGCGUGACACUGUGGUGGGUGCACAGCCACAUCCGUGGACACCAAUCACCCCAUCCACAGGGCAUGACGGACGAACUGCAUAAUACGUAAUACUUACACCACAUCCACGUCACAUCCACUGUGUGUGCGUGUGAAGUGUGUGUGUGUGUGUGCGUGACACCGUGUGAUCUCGCUUCUCUUGUCCUUCUUGCAAUCUGAAUGACACUGUGUGCGUGUUGUGUUGUGUUAUGAUGUGAUGUGACGUGGCCGCCACGUACGCGUGAUGCAUGUGCGCAUGGACGUCGACCCGCCAAGGGGUCUGUCUCCUGCUGCUGUGCGAAGGGUUUUUUCGACGCAGCGACAUGUGUGUGUGCGCCGCUGCGGUGGGACGGCCUGCGUUGCGAUGAUGAACUUUGUUUGAAGUCAAGUGAUGAGUCUACC